Messenger RNA from Sitophilus oryzae (rice weevil), 1199 nucleotides. It is a transcript of the gene Rpp30, whose product is annotated as ribonuclease P protein subunit p30. The record is from RefSeq and is a predicted model, not a curated record. Gene Ontology annotation, biological process: tRNA processing. NCBI's taxonomy places the organism in Eukaryota, Metazoa, Arthropoda, Insecta, Coleoptera, Curculionidae. The transcript has 6 exons. Gene Ontology annotation, molecular function: RNA binding. Gene Ontology annotation, cellular component: nucleolar ribonuclease P complex. The coding region runs from base 231 to 1154 and encodes 307 amino acids.
AUCUUAAAAAAGAGGAAGAAAUGCCGCCAUACCUUUAAAUUUUUUUUUGAUAUUAUAUUUUCUGUAAUCCAAAGUUUUGUUAAAUAAUUAAUUGAUAUCGUACAUUUAUACGAAUAACUUAAUUCUAGCGAAAACCACCUUUUUUGUUGUUUUACAUAUUGUACAUUGUUUGUGUAAUUUAAGUGUUAUUUAUACGAAUUUCUCAAUUGUGUUUUAGUCAGAUAUACAACAUGCAAAAUUUGAAAACUAAAGGAUAUUAUGACCUAAAUAUACACAAAAGCUGCUUUGAAAAUGAAUUCAAUGAAAGCUUUCUCAAGAUUUUAUAUUCAUUUGGGUAUCGUACAAUUGCCAUUAGUCAGACAAUUGAAGACACUAAUUUAGAACCAAAAUCUAAGAAAAAGAAGAAAGGAGAAUCCAGGGACCUGUUUGAUGUUGUACCCGAUCCCUUAGAAGUAGAUGUUUUAAAGAAAACAGCUUCUCGUUUAGGACUCACAGAUUUUACAUUUUUAACUAGACUAACAAUAAAAGUAACAUUUCAAGAAAAUUUGCAUAGAAUUUUAAAAUCACCUAAUUAUAAGAAGUACGGCCUUGUUGGUUUCGUUCCAAUGACCCAUACAGCUUUUAUGUUUGUAUGUAGCAAUGUCGAAGCAGAUAUAAUAUCUUUUGAUCCUGAAAAUAAGAUACCCAUAAGAUUAAGUAGGAAAGUUUAUAGUAAACUAGUAGAUAAGGGCUAUCAUUUUGAAUUACUGUAUGGUCCGGCUAUAGAAGAUUCAACCAAGAGGAGAAAUUUAAUACAAAUGGCUCACCUUUUUCACACUUUUGGAAAAUCAAGAAAUAUUAUUAUUUCGAGUGGUGCAGUACAACAUAAUUUAAUAAGAAGUCCGUAUGACAUUAUUAAUUUGGGAUUAUUGUAUGGCUUAAACGAAUUGCAGUCAAGAAAUGCUGUUCUUUUUUGUCCUAGAAAUGUUAUUGUUAACUCUGUUGGACGCAGACAUGGUAAGGCUGUUAUGCUAAUUGAAAAUGUUGUAUCUGAAGAAUCAGCAGAAGAAAUAUUGAACAUCGACGACAGUGACGAUGCGGAUAUGGAAGUUGAUGAACCUGCGGCAAAGAAAUCAAAAUCUGUUACAGAAAAUUCUGAUAAAAAUAUAAGUUGAAAUGUAUUCUUUUUUUUUUGUUUAUUCCUCAAUAUAUGCGUUAAU